Molecule: messenger RNA, 1975 nt
Organism: Onthophagus taurus
Lineage: Eukaryota; Metazoa; Arthropoda; Insecta; Coleoptera; Scarabaeidae
Gene: csul
Product: protein arginine N-methyltransferase 5
Biological process (GO): peptidyl-arginine N-methylation; regulation of DNA-templated transcription
Cellular component (GO): nucleus; cytosol
Source: RefSeq, a predicted model, not a curated record
AAGUUUAUAACGCUACCGGAAAAAUUUCUUUGAAUCCAAUUUAUUUCAAAUUAAUAAUAACAAAAUGAGUGGAGAUGGAGAUCAAGAAAAGUUUAAAAGAAUGUCUUGUGGUUUAGAAUUGGAUUGUCCAGCUAGUAUACAAGAUGCUCUCUCCAAAUCGACUUCGGAUGGUUAUCACUUUAUUGUAACAUGUUUAAUUCACCCCCAGUAUCAUCGUACGAUUCAAAAAAGAGUUGUUACAUCGAAAUCAAUCAGCAGAACAGAUCGAAUUUUAACUGGAAAUGAUUGGACGAGAUUAAUUGUGGGGAAAUUAAGUACCCUUCAAGUCGAUAGUGAAAUCAAACAUGUCAAAGAAAGAAGUGAGAUUAUUUUGAAACAAGAAUUAGGAUUUGCGAGUCAUUUGGGACUCCCGGCUAUUAUGAUUCAAUUGCAUCAAAAAUCGAACCCUAAUUUAGCCCAUAUUUUACAUAAUACGUUUUUAAAUGGGGCUAAUUAUCAAGUUUGGGUUACUUUACCGAUGGUGCAUCCAUCCAAGUACACUCCUUUAUGUGAAAAGAACGAAAUUGAGGAUUCUUGGGAAUGGUGGAAUGAUUUACGAAGAUAUUGUCGGUACGAUAAGAGGUUAGGUUUAGUUUUGGAGAUGCCGAAUGUUGGGGAAGUUCCAAGUAAGAUUGAAAUGGAUCGUUGGGUUGGAGAACCAAUUAAAGCAAUUAUUGUCCCUACUUAUUUAUUUUUAACAAACGGGCAUAAUCAACCGGUUUUAUCAAAAGUUCAUCAAGAAAUUAUUCAAAGAUUUUUGUUAAUCGAUGUUCAAUAUAUCAUAAGAGGACCACUUAGAAGUAGUUCUUACAAGCAGUAUAAUUCUUAUAUACACUUUUUGGGGAAAAAAUUAUAUAAGGAAUCAACGGUCAUGGAAUUUGUUCAAGGGUGCGAAGAUUACUUACAAAAUCCUUUACAACCACUUAGCGAGCAUUUAGAAACGAUGAUUUACGAAGUUUUCGAACGCGAUCAAGUCAAAUACGUCGAAUAUCAAAAAGCGAUUCAACGAGCUCUUGAAGAUAUCCCAAAAGAAAUUACCACUCCAGUUAUUAUGGUGCUGGGAGCAGGACGAGGACCUUUAGUUCAAGCAGUAAUAAACGCCUCAAUCUUAACACAACGAAAAAUUAAAGUUUACGCCGUCGAAAAAAAUCCUUUCGCCAUCAACACCCUCGAAGAUCGAGUAUUAAACGAAUGGGGAAACAUUGUAACCUUAAUAAACGAAGAUAUGAGGACUUAUCAACCACCGGAACAAGCUGAUAUUUUAGUUUCUGAGUUAUUAGGUUCAUUUGGUGAUAAUGAAUUAUCGCCGGAGUGUUUAGAUGGGGCUCAACGGUUUUUAAAGAAACCGGGUGGGAUUUCAAUCCCGCAAUCGUACACUUCGUAUUUGGCACCGUUUCAAAGUACGAAAAUUUUUAAUGAAAUUCGAUCGAAUAAGCCUGAUGACAAAACUAUUGAAACGAUUUAUGAGACACCGUACGUUGUUCACAUGGUUAAUUAUUACCAAAUAGCCGAUUCGAAAGCUUUGUUUAAAUUCGAACAUCCGAAUUGGGACGAAAAUAAAUCAAACGAACGAUUUAAAACCAUCAAAUUUCUUUGUCCCCAAAAUUGUUUGUUAACUGGAUUUUUAGGUUUCUUUGAAACGGUUCUUUAUAAAGAUGUUAUGUUGAGUAUUAAUCCCCAAACUUAUUCCAGUAAUAUGGUUAGUUGGUUUCCCAUUAUUUUUCCGUUACAGCACCCGAUUAAUGUGGCUGAAAAUGAUAUAAUUGAAGUUUCUAUGUGGAGGUCGGAAUCUAACGAAAAAGUUUGGUAUGAAUGGUGUCUUGAAUCUCCAGUUAAAGGGCAUAUUAGUAAUCCAAAUGGACGAUCUUAUUUUAUUAAGAAACAUUGAUUGUUUUUGGAUAAAAUAAAUCUUAAUAAAUAUUUUUAAUUAGUUUAA